GCCAAUGGCCUGCCCCAUCACCUGACCGCUAUUUGAAUAUUGAUGUUCCCGACUUUGCUUCCACAUUGGUGCGCCGUUCUGCCUGUGUUGUUGUUGGCUGACAUUGUCUGAUAGUUGGACCAGCAGCACAGCGAGGGAUUUUCACUGUAACCAGCCCAACAUGUCCUCGCUGCUGAAGCCGUUUUCGGUGUGUGAAGGGCCGUGCGAGAGCGGCGGUGUCAGGCGAGGAUGCCCGAGCUCAGCCCUCCAUCCGCAGCCUCCAUCGCAGCGUCUGGCCGCCGCUGCCGUCGCGGCGGGGCUGGGCUCCCUGCCGGCCCACCAGCGGUUGUACGCGGCGAGAAGAAACCUGGCCGCUGCGGCGAUCGGAGGGAGGAAAAUCACGCAUCCUGGAAAGGCCAUCCUUGCAGGUGGCAUUGCAGGAGGAAUAGAGAUCUGUAUCACCUUUCCUACAGAAUAUGUCAAGACCCAACUGCAGCUAGAUGAGAGAGCAAACCCACCACGAUACAGAGGGAUCGGUGACUGUGUGAAACUGACCGUGCAGGAUCACGGGCUCAGAGGGUUGUAUCGAGGUCUCAGCUCCCUGCUCUAUGGAUCAAUACCCAAGGCUGCAGUGAGAUUUGGCACGUUUGAGAUGCUCAGCAACCCCAUGCGGGACGCCACGGGUCGGCUGGACAACACGCGGAGCCUCUUGUGUGGUUUAGGAGCAGGCAUAGCAGAGGCCAUCCUGGUCGUCUGCCCCAUGGAAACACUGAAGGUGAAGAUGAUCCAUGACCAGUGUUCCCUCAGACCUCGCUACAGAGGCUUCUUUCAUGGAGUCAGUGAGAUUAUCAGAGAACAGGGUGUCAGGGGGACAUAUCAAGGUCUAACUGCAACUGUGCUUAAACAAGGAACCAAUCAGGCCAUCAGGUUCUAUGUGAUGAACAUGCUGCGCAACUGGUACAAAGGUGAUGAUCCCAGAAAAGAAAUGCACCCGAUCGUCACGGCAAUGUUUGGCGCGACAGCAGGAGCGGCCAGCGUUUUUGGAAAUACGCCUCUGGAUGUGGUGAAGACCAGGAUGCAGGGUUUGGAGGCUCACCGUUACAAAAACACAGUGGACUGUGCCUUCCAGAUCUUGAAGCACGAAGGACCACAGGCGUUCUACAAAGGGACAGUUCCCAGGCUUGGCCGCGUUUGCUUGGACGUGGCCAUAGUCUUCGUCAUCUACGAGGAGGUGGUCAAACUACUCAACAAUGUGUGGAAGACUCAGUAGAGACAGACAGUGGCAGAGGUCCAGAGGGAAGCACAGACCAGUGCCUCAUGCUACGCACAACUGAACACCUCUAUUCUCAUUAAUAGCUCUCUGCAUCGCCCUCAGCAGAUGACUUCAUGUAGACCAGUUUCCGCUUUGUUACACAAAUGAUUUGCAGGACUUAACCUGAAAACAGUGAUAAUAAGGGAAGGAGAGUGGCUUGUUGCACAAAACAGCCCAGUUUUACAUUUCUCCUCUCUAGACUUAGAAAUAAAGAUGGAUCAUUUUAUUUUACCGAAAAGGAAAACACAUAUCUAGUAUGUAAUGUGUUAUUCUGUACGCCUGACCAAACUAGUUUUGUUUUUGUGAGUCUAUAACCAGGAACAUGAGUAUAUUUAAAGAAGAAACACAAGCCAGUAUGAUUAACCAAAGGUUAGAAUUAAAGGUGGAAGGAAAAGGCGGAAAAAACAAACUUGAGAUCAUUCAAAAAGGAAUAUUACAUAAUGUUUUAGCUUUCUAUGACAAUUGCUACUGUACAUGUGGUAGAGUGAUCACUUUGUACUGAAACCAUAAAUGUGUCUUUUGAUUCACUGAGUACUUACUAUACUAAGCGAAGAACAGAGAUGCUACUGGACACAACCGUGCUCGCUGCAGUACUUUAAAAUGUCUGUGCAUUACUUCAACACAUCUAGGUGUUGUAAUCGCUUCCUUGACCGUGCUCGUGGUGUCAUUUGCGCUAAAACAUCGGCAGUAUGUCCUCGCUGUGUCUUGGUGAUGAACUUUAGAUUACUGUUCAUUGUGCUUUUUUUAUGGCCGCGGCUGUCAACAACGUAUGGCUGCGUGAAUCUCGAUGUGGCAUCUAUCUUGUUACACACCGACAGCGGCUUGCAGGCUUGUUGAGGACAAACACAAACUGGUCUGGAGUCACCGGAGUACCUCUCCUGCAGAUUGUGUCAGAGUGUUAACCUGAUACAAGAAACCAUAAAGCACAUAUUGAAGGAAACUGUUUCAUAUGUAGCACAAUCGUCAUGUGCAGUCUUAAAACGCAGGACGUAAGAGUCAGUUUCUUACUAGAAUUUAGUGAAUACAUGACAACAUUUUCAACUGUGGAAAAGCUUUUGGUUCAGUUCUCUACAGCUGCAAGUGAAUUAUUUGGGAAUAUUUGACCUGUAAUGCUCCAGCCUGAGAUUUAAAAGUGAAUUUGCUUCUACUCCACAUGAGAUCACAACAUGUAAACAUGUCCAUGUAGGCCAUAUGACUUAAAGGCAACUGAGCCUUCAGUGGUUUUCUUGUGCAUGUCGAGUCAUUCGUCAGACAGACUCUUUUCUAGUCAAACAUUAUGUCACUUUAAUAUUCUUUAAGUUUACCUCAAGCUAACCUGCUUCACAAGCUUUUUGUAUGCUAAUUGUUAAUUAGCUACUUUCGAAUGCACUCAUUCUUGUCUGAUAUUGUUUACAUAUGCAGAUGUUGAACUAAAGAGGGACGUAGAUACAGUAUGUAAGAGGCUCACUAAUAAAAACAAGUGACUGGUAUCUAAGCAAAGUUUGGUUUUGAUUGACUUAGUUGCUCCACAGAAGCCUUUAAUUCCUCUUUGCCAAACUACUUCAGUACAAUCUUCAAUGUAACGUCCCUGAUGCUAGCAAAACUUUAUUACAUUUUAAAGAGCAACAGAGUAUUGUUUAAUCUAUAUGUCUCAACCAUGUUGUUUCCAUUAAUUACAGCACAUUUUUACUGUACAGAAUAUUUAUGUGUUUAAGCUUUGCUGCUUUUCAUUAACAAGGGAUCAUACAACAAACCGGUGUGAUUACUCACACUUCAGAAGAACUUGUUGGGUAGACUGAAGGAUUCAUUUGUGUUAGACGAAAAGCUGAAGUAUGUUGGUAUGAUGUUGGAAAAAAUAUUGUGCUUCAAGUAUGAUUUACAUGAUCAGAUGUAGAAACCUCUAACAUGGUACAUAACAUGGUUUCAAUAAACCUGUCAUCAACAAACUU
Thunnus maccoyii (southern bluefin tuna) is the source of this 3219-nucleotide messenger RNA. It is a transcript of the gene slc25a1a, whose product is annotated as solute carrier family 25 member 1a. The transcript has 9 exons. Bases 161 to 1249 code for a protein of 362 amino acids. The record is from RefSeq and is a predicted model, not a curated record. Lineage: Eukaryota; Metazoa; Chordata; Actinopteri; Scombriformes; Scombridae. Gene Ontology annotation, biological process: mitochondrial citrate transmembrane transport.